GACAUAUUUUAAAGUGGCACAAAACAACAGUAACAAUUUGGUGGUCGGCCAUUUUUGUCGUUGUGAGAAGUUAAAUUAAACAUUUUAACGUGUUUUUUUAUCAAUAAGGUAAAAACUAACACAGCGUUUGCGUCAAGUGGACUGACUUUUUAUACAUACUGUUUGUUUCGCACACACCGGUGUUUUUUAUCUUUAUUUUUUUAUUUGUUAAAGAUAGCUAGAAUGCUAACAUGUUGCUAAACCCAUCAUUCGGCUCAGACGACCGAAAGUCCGUUCGGUCGCAAAACUGCGUGUACAAAAUUGGCGACAAAACUAGUCCCAUUAGCGUUAUACUUGUUAGCUCUGGUAGCCGAGGGAAUAAACUACUUUUUCGGUAUCCUUUCCAAAGAGCGGCGGAAUGUCAGUCGUCUCUCACAGCCAAGCAACGGAAUCCUUAUGCACUAAACACAGCUGGGGAGGGUCUUGAAGACCAGGAUGGUGAUUUGAGGGAACAUUCUCCACUAACUGAUGAACAGUUUGUAUCAGGAUUCUCCGACAUAAUACUGGCCACCAUCCUGGCUACUAAAUCUGACAUGUGCGGAAAGAAGUUUGAGCUGAAGAUUGACAACGUUCGGUUUGUUGGCCACCCCACCCUCCUCCAGCAUCCUAACAUCAUUCAGGUUUCCAAAACAGAUCCCUCUCCCAAGAGAGAGAUGCCGACGAUGAUACUGUUCAACGUGGUGUUUGCAUUGAGGGCCAACGCAGACCUCUCCGUCAUCAACUGCAUGCACAACCUGUCACGUCGUAUAGCCAUCGCCCUCCAGCACGAGGAGCUGCGGUGCCAGUAUCUGACCAGGGAGGCCAAGCUGAUGCUCGCCGUUCAAGAGGAGAUCACGACCGUGACUGAGACGAAUGGAAGCCCUCAGUCCCCAUUCAGACAAAUACUUCCCAAAUGCAAACUGGCGAUGGACCUGAAGGAGGCGUAUGACUGCCUCUGUACCACUGGUGUGGUGCGUCUGCACAUCAACAACUGGCUGGAGGUGAGUUUCUGUUUACCGCACAAGAUUCACAGGAUCAGCGGCAAACACCUACCUCCAGAGGCGCUGGAGCGCAGCCUUAAGGCAAUAAGACCUUACCAUGCUCUGCUGCUGCUGGAGAGUGAAAAGGCUUUGCUCAGCCAACUUCCUCUGGACUGUUCGUCAGCGAUGGUUCGUCUGAUCAAGACGUGCUCACCCGUAAAAAACCUCCAGCAGCUUGCCCAGGAUUCAGACCUGGCUCUGCUUCAGAUUUUUCAAAUUGCUGCUCACCUGGUGUAUUGGGGCAAAGCCAUCAUCAUCUACCCGCUGUGUGAAAACAACGUGUACAUGCUGUCUCCUCAUGCCCACAUCUGCCUAUUCUCAUCACAGGCUGAGCACUUCGCCCAACAGUUUCCUGGUCAAGACCUGCCCUCCAUGUUGUCCAAAUUCUCCCUUCCUGUCUCACUGGCUGAGUUCCGAAAUCCCCUGGAAGCUCCUGCACAGGAGGCCCAGCUGAUCCAUAUGGUGGUGUGGAUGCUUCAGCGCCGUCUCCUGAUCCAGCUGCACACUUAUGUCUGUCUGUUGGUGCCGCCCAGCGAAGAUGAGCCGGGACCGAGGGAGGAUGACCUCCCGCUGGCGGCCAGGGUCGGAGGGCACAGUCUCAGUACACCCAGUGCUCUCAGCUUUGGUUCUCCAACCAGCAGUGAUGACAUGACCCUGACCAGUCCCAGCAUGGACAACUCCAGUGCGGAGCUGCUGCCUAGUGGAGACUCGCCGCUGAACAAGAGGAUGACAGAGACGCUGCUCGCCAGCCUGUCAGAGCAUGAACGACAGGUUAUUCUCAACAUCCCUGCCGCACAAAAUCCAGAGGAUUUACGGAUGUUUGCCAGGCUCUUACAUUAUUUCCGGGGACAUCAUCACCUGGAAGAGAUCAUGUACAACGAAAACAUGAGACGCUCGCAGUUGAAGACGCUGUUCGACAAGUUUCGCAGUGUCCUCGUGGUGACCAACCAUGAGGAUCCAAUCAUCUCCAUCUUUCAAUCGCCCGUGGAAUAGUGUGGAGUGACCUUCGCGUAGACGGCCCCAUAACGUCCCUGAUGAAG
Messenger RNA from Cynoglossus semilaevis (tongue sole), 2098 nucleotides. RefSeq names its product NPR3-like, GATOR1 complex subunit (gene nprl3). Lineage: Eukaryota; Metazoa; Chordata; Actinopteri; Pleuronectiformes; Cynoglossidae. The transcript is spliced from 15 exons. The record is from RefSeq and is a predicted model, not a curated record. Bases 231 to 2051 code for a protein of 606 amino acids. Gene Ontology annotation, cellular component: GATOR1 complex. Gene Ontology annotation, biological process: TORC1 signaling; cellular response to amino acid starvation; positive regulation of autophagy.